AAGGUGGCAGUUCAUAAAACGGCAGCGAUACUCCGCCUACUGCGGGCAUAUGUAAUUUUUCCUUUUUUUCCCUUUUUUUUUUUUUGUGAUGAAAUGAAAACUUUUCAUUAUUAAAUGAUUAACAAGUAAAACUGGAAAACUUAAAAUUAUGUGCUUUAAUUUUGACAAAAGUUCACUUGAUCAAAUAUAAUUUCCCAUCCUCUGCAAUCCAUUUGAGAUACACUUCGCAGUUAAUCAUUUUACCAAAAUUAAUGUAGAGUUUGUAUCAAUGGAUAAUGCAAAAAAUGAAAAUACUGAUAAUUGCUCCAAUCCCUUGUCCUUACGCACAAAUGAUUUAAAAUUAGAAGAACGUGAUGAUAAACCAAGAGAACAUGAGUCCACUGAUGACAAUCAUGAAGGUCUUGUAAACCAAAAUGGCAUUUACAGAACAGCUGUUUUUAAUAACAAGAGAAUUAAAAUUUAUCAAUACAAAACCUUUCCAAAAAAUUAUCUGCAAAGCGUAUACGAAUUGUUGGGGAGUGAAUUAUCUGAACCAUAUAACAUUUUUUUGCUUAAANCGAUUUUGAAUAGCGAAAUUGCACUAAUGUGCUUAUGUGAUGAAGAGUGUAUGGGAACAGUAAUAAGCAAAAUUACGACAAAAUGUAAAAAUGAUGAACCAACGACAUUCGGAUAUAUAUGUAAAAGGAAAAAGCAAAAAUACAUAAAAUUAGCGUGCAACAUUGUUUCUACUAGCUCUACACAUGAGUGUGCAUCUAUCCAUGAAAAAUUCGAUUUGUUCCACUUUUUUUUCUUUUCACUAUCUAUAAAUGUUAACAGGCAUGAUAGCAGUUCACAAAUCUGUCAGAAGCUGUGGUCUAGCAUUCUGCGAAAUCAUAAACACGAAAAUUUCCCAUUUUUAGGCACAUACCUAUUAAAUGAAAGUAUAAAAUUAAUGCAAGAUUUGUAUGGCAUAAAUGAGGUUCAACUGGAAGCAGAAGCAACGAACAAGCCUACAUUACGUUUCUAUGAAAAAAAUGGAUUCAUUAGAGUGAAAAGGAAGCCCUACUAUUACUUAAGCGGCGUUGACGCCUUCAAAUUAAGGAAAAAAAUAUAG
Molecule: messenger RNA, 1093 nt
Organism: Plasmodium cynomolgi strain B
Lineage: Eukaryota; Apicomplexa; Aconoidasida; Haemosporida; Plasmodiidae
Exons: 5
Coding region: 269-1093 (274 amino acids)
Biological process (GO): N-terminal peptidyl-methionine acetylation
Cellular component (GO): NatC complex
Molecular function (GO): protein-N-terminal amino-acid acetyltransferase activity
Source: RefSeq, a predicted model, not a curated record